AUGGCGUCAACAGCAAUUCGAUUUGUGUCAGGUACCAAGAAAUCCCCCUUAGGUACCCUAUAUUUACAGUGCCAUGUAAAACCUGGCGCUUCCCGAGUUCGUGAGGGGGUCACCGCCGUCACAGAAGCGACCGUAGAGCUCUGCGUUUCAGCGCAGGCGAAGGAAGGCGAAGCAAAUAAAGCUGUUGUGAAAUUGCUCAGUGGGGUUUUGGGCAUCCCUAAAUCAGACCUCACAAUCACCCAAGGGCUCAAGUCAAGAGAAAAAACUGUUGCAGUAGGCAACAUUCAAGACGGAGAGUCGAGUAUGGCUAAGAUAAGGGAGCAGCUCGAGAAGGCCAUGGAAGAUGGUUGA
Colletotrichum abscissum is the source of this 351-nucleotide messenger RNA. RefSeq lists its product as uncharacterized. Bases 1 to 351 code for a protein of 116 amino acids. NCBI's taxonomy places the organism in Eukaryota, Fungi, Ascomycota, Sordariomycetes, Glomerellales, Glomerellaceae. The record is from RefSeq and is a predicted model, not a curated record. The transcript is spliced from 2 exons. Gene Ontology annotation, cellular component: cytoplasm.